CUCGCCGCGCUGUGGUUCUGUGAUCGCCCACCCGAGCGUCGAGAGCUCUUCACCGGGACCGGGUCUCACACAGUGGGUCACCAUGGCAGCGGGAGUGGCGGCGUGGUUACCCUUCGCCCGGGCGGCUGCUAUAGGAUGGAUGCCGGUAGCCAGUGCGCCCAUGCCGACGCCUCCACCUGACAACCGGCGGAAGCAGGACGGGCUCAUCUUGCUCAAUGUCAGCGGACAGAAGUUCCAGACGUGGCGGAAUACAUUGGAGCGGUACCCGGACACUUUACUGGGCAGCACGGAGCGGGAAUUCUUCUUCCACGAGGAGACAAACGAAUACUUUUUCGACCGUGACCCGGAUAUUUUCAGACACAUUCUGAACUUCUAUCGUACCGGGAAGCUGCACUACCCGCGCCAGGAGUGCAUCUCGGCCUACGAUGAGGAGCUGGCCUUCUUUGGGAUCAUACCGGAGAUCAUAGGGGACUGUUGCUAUGAAGAGUACAAGGACCGGCGGCGGGAGAACCAGGAGAGAAUCCAGGAUGACGAGGACAGCGAGAACCAGAACGAUAUGGUCCCGCCGGAUAUGACAUUCCGAGAAACCAUGUGGCGGGCCUUCGAGAACCCCCACACGAGCACCAUGGCCCUGGUGUUUUAUUAUGUCACCGGCUUCUUCAUUGCUGUUUCCGUGAUGGCCAACGUGGUGGAGACUGUCCCGUGCGGGACUUUGCCAAAUCGGGUCAAACAGGUCUCGUGCGGGGAGCGGUACGCCUUGGCAUUUUUCUGUCUGGAUACGGCCUGCGUCAUGAUCUUCACCGUGGAGUACUUGCUGCGUCUAAUGGCGGCGCCCAGCCGCUGGAACUUCAUCAAGAGCGUGAUGAGUGUCAUCGAUGUGGUGGCCAUUAUGCCCUAUUACAUCGGCUUGGUCAUGACGGACAACGAGGACGUCAGCGGGGCCUUCGUCACCCUGAGGGUCUUCCGGGUUUUCAGGAUUUUCAAAUUCUCCCGCCACUCUGCGGGGCUGCGCAUCCUGGGCUACACGCUGAAGAGCUGCGCCUCGGAGCUGGGCUUCCUGCUCUUCUCCCUCACCAUGGCCAUCAUCAUCUUCGCCACUGUCAUGUUCUACGCCGAGAAGGGCUCCUCAGCCAGCAAGUUCACCAGCAUCCCGGCCGCCUUCUGGUACACCAUCGUCACGAUGACAACUCUGGGGUAG
Messenger RNA from Oncorhynchus nerka (sockeye salmon), 1198 nucleotides. Its product is annotated as potassium voltage-gated channel subfamily D member 2-like. NCBI's taxonomy places the organism in Eukaryota, Metazoa, Chordata, Actinopteri, Salmoniformes, Salmonidae. Gene Ontology annotation, molecular function: protein binding; A-type (transient outward) potassium channel activity. Gene Ontology annotation, cellular component: voltage-gated potassium channel complex; dendritic spine; postsynaptic membrane. The transcript has a single exon. Gene Ontology annotation, biological process: protein homooligomerization; potassium ion transmembrane transport. The record is from RefSeq and is a predicted model, not a curated record. The coding region runs from base 83 to 1198 and encodes 371 amino acids.